CAGGUCAUUCUACUACGCUUGUGAGAGCUAGAUCUAUGUUAAGAGUAGUUCAUUCUGAUCCUAAUUUAACAACUUCUAUGACACAGAUGGUAACUCAGACAAAAUCAUUCAGACUCAGCAGGGCUAAGCCAAUGUUAAGAGCAGGGCAUUCCGCUCCUGAGUUUAGCUGA
This is a messenger RNA of Funneliformis mosseae, 170 nucleotides long. Lineage: Eukaryota; Fungi; Glomeromycota; Glomeromycetes; Glomerales; Glomeraceae. The record is from the annotation of a GenBank genome assembly.